AGACUCCCCGCGCGUUACAGGCUGCCCAAAGCUCCUCUUACCUACCUGAUUUACAUUCCCACACUUGGACUUCUCUCUCUACGAACUGCAAUUCAAAAACAGCCAGAGGACGACACAAAGACGCCAACAUGGUCAAAUUCUACUCGUCCAACGAAACGUACUCGUACCCCUUCGCCGCCGUGUCGCUUGCCUACUUUCUCCGCUACCCCAACCCAUACUCUACUCACGUGCUCUCGACCGACACCAUCGCACGCAGCUAUGACCCCGAAACACAGCGCCUAACCACUAUUCGCCUGCAUCUUAAACGCUCCAAACUCCCCUCGGCGGUCCUGAAGCUCGUACCUCGAUCCCUACUCGGAGCCUCAGCGGGCGGAGAAUCACAGACGUAUAUUCUUGAAAAGUCAGUUGUGGAUAUGAAAGAGGGCUGGAUGGACACGGAGUCGCGCAAUUUAGAGUGGACGGGCGUCUUGUCCGUGGUGGAGAGACAGAAGUUCCAGCGUCCCUCGCCUCUAGCCGAUGACGUAAAAGUUGGGCAAGGCAUGGAAGGCGCAGCACAGCGACAUGGCUUCCUCAACUUCAACGCCAAGGGGCCUGGUGCGAGAGUCGAGGACACGGGCGAGACCACAGACGUGACAAGUUCUGUCACACUGCACAGCCACAUCGGCGAGACAUGGAAGAAGAAGCGUGAGGCUGCGAGGGAGGGCGCCAUGGAAGAAGAGCAGCCACAAAAGGUGGGCUUCUUGCGGAGCUGGGGUACCGCGGCUCUGCAGCGCAAUAUCGAGAAGAUUGGUCUCACACGUGCUCAACGUAGCCAGCCGAAUGCGCGCGAAGGCAUGAAGGUGGUACUAGAGCGCAUGAGAGAGGGUGGUCUCGUCGCUGUUCUUGAGGGCAUGCGACAAGACCGAGAAGCCAUCCUCGCCGGUCGCCCACUUGCAACGCCUCGCGCAGCAAACAGUAACGAAUGAAUACGCUGUCAAAAGUGAUGCUUGUUGGUGUAUGGUGUCUGGAGUCUCCUUUGGGCAGGGAGUCCCUUGUGUUUAUUAUCGGUCUUCAGCGACGGCGUUACGGUCUCUCCCUGCUUUCUUUUCGCUAGUCCUCACUCCUUAUGGAACGGUAGUGUUGGCUUUGUCUUAUCAUCAUGCUACUUCUUUCGCAGCUUUUGCCAUGUCUCAAUUCGAAACGGCCAUACCAAAUUUGUCGUGCUGGGGGCUAUGUUGUGUACAGUCUGUUCGUUGCGAGGCGUUUGUCACAGACAAUGGAAAAGUAUCAAUGAAAUCGU
This is a messenger RNA of Pyrenophora tritici-repentis Pt-1C-BFP, 1279 nucleotides long. Its product is annotated as PRELI domain containing protein. Gene Ontology annotation, biological process: phospholipid transport. Lineage: Eukaryota; Fungi; Ascomycota; Dothideomycetes; Pleosporales; Pleosporaceae. Gene Ontology annotation, molecular function: phosphatidic acid transfer activity. The record is from RefSeq and is a predicted model, not a curated record. Gene Ontology annotation, cellular component: mitochondrial intermembrane space.